UGUAUUUCUAUACGCGUGCGUUGUGUGGAUAUAUAGUUAUAUUGAUAAAAGCUGCAUAGCCCCACGCAAUGCAUGUACCGUGUACUAUACAGUAUAGAUCAUAGUGUCGUCAGUAAUGCGCACAUACAAGUAGCGGCUAUUCUGACAAAGGAGCGUGUCAUAUACACUUAGUAUUAUUAUUCCCCAAUUGGCCUUUGGGAUAGCAUUGCACUCAAUAUGUUUGCGAUUACAAAGUAUCUGCAACUAAGGAUGGCACACAGAUCACAGUCAGUUCUUGACACCGUCCUCCCGCAUGCUCUUAGAAACCACGAGUGCGUACGACACAGUAUACGGCAGUUGUGUUCGCAUGUUGAAUUAGGUUAUAGGCCCAGCAGGCAACGGUAUACAGGAAACAGUAUGAGAGACUGUGAUACAUUGAUAGGAGGUGAUCGAAUGCUAUCUCAACGCACAAGGGCUACGUCUGGUGAUAGGCCAGUACAAUACAACCCUAUACGGACGUAUGUCCACGCAAGCGCUGCCAAUUCAGUGCCUGCCAACAACCACAAGACCACAGAUACGAGCACACACGAUAGUACACAGGCGCAUGGGGGUGCCAGUACAACAGAUGCUGGUAAGGCGAAGCACACACACAGUAUGGCAUCUGGGCUGAAUGGAGUGCAUACUGAGCAUCCCAAUGAGGUGCAAAGCAUGUCCUGGUUUAGCCAGCGGAAGGACAGUGUCCUGCAAGUUUUGAGACAGGUCAGAAAACUGGGCACUGAGUCGUAUAUGGUUAUGAAGCUGUACUGGUAUGGGGGAGCGCACACACGUGGACAGUACGAGAUGAUUGAAAGGAACUCAAAAGACUUGGCACAGCUGAUACCGUUUACAGUCAUGGCUGCUUUGCCUGGCGCGUUCUUCGCACUGCCUGUUCUGCUCAAGGUAUUCCCUGGGUUCAUGCCGUCUGUGUUCCAGGGCAAGAGCUUCAAGGCGGAACAGGUGAUGAUCAUGACACAAGCACGCAAGAAGUCCAGAGAUCAGUGCCACGCACUGUUCACUGCACUCAUGGCAGAGGUUAGAGCUAUGGACGCCGCCACAGCUGACACACUGCAGCACAUCACCGAUGGGGUAU
Messenger RNA from Sphaeroforma arctica JP610, 1108 nucleotides. RefSeq lists its product as hypothetical. NCBI's taxonomy places the organism in Eukaryota, Ichthyosporea, Ichthyophonida. Gene Ontology annotation, molecular function: ribosome binding. The transcript has 4 exons. The record is from RefSeq and is a predicted model, not a curated record. The annotation marks the transcript as partial.